Molecule: messenger RNA, 1608 nt
Organism: Rodentolepis nana
Lineage: Eukaryota; Metazoa; Platyhelminthes; Cestoda; Cyclophyllidea; Hymenolepididae
Source: the annotation of a GenBank genome assembly
AUGGGAGGGGGGAGUCAGCGCUUGACGGGUGAUUUAAGUUCUCCAAUGAUCGUAGCGAGACGCUUGUCUUGCCUAGGACGUAAUCUAUUCAAUAUAAUCGGAUCCAUAAAUUGGAGUUCUACCUCCUCUGGAAACAUGAUUGCUGUUAUUCAACUAACAUCAACUAAUAAUAAAUCUGAAAACCUCUCUAUCGCUACUAAUUUAAUUACUGAGGCGGCUAGUAAUGGAGCCAAGAUGGUAUUUAUUCCAGAGUCAGCCGAUUUCAUAGGAGCUUCUUGCGAAGAAGCAAUGCUAUUAGCCGAAGAUUUAAAUGGCAAUUUUUUUACAAAUAUCAGCAAGCUUGUAAAAGAUUUGAAUAUCUGGCUCAGCAUUGGGAGUAUGCACAGAAAACCAAACUCACAGACAAGCGAUAAAAGAUUAUUCAACUCUCAUAUCGUCUUGAAUAAUAAAGGGGAGAUUGCUGGGUUAUAUGACAAGUCGCACCUUUUUUCCAUUAACUUCAACUGCAAUGCUUCAAAUACAGAAGAGAAAAGGUUGACCAUGGACGAGUCUCGCUAUAUGCAGCCGGGAGACAGGGCUCCUGUUGUUAUACACGGAACACCAGUCGGCAGCCUUGGUUUAGCAAUUUGCUUUGAUUUAAGAUUUCCUGAGUUGGCGAGCGCACUCCGGUACAAGGGAGGGGCCAAUGUCUUAGCCUACCCCUCUGCCUUUUCGUUCCCAACCGGUAAUGCCGGUCAUUGGCAUACUCUGCUCAAAGCAAGAGCAAUCGAAAAUCAAUGCUAUGUCAUCGCUGCUGCCCAGGACGGGGUUCAUAACCCAAAGUUCAAGACCUACGGACAUAGUUUGGUUAUUGACCCCUCAGGACGAAUAGUAGCCGAAAGAACGGAACCUGGUCCGGGUAUUCUCUACGCCCACAUCCACCACCAAAAGCCCGAGACAUCGUUUGGGGAUGAAGAGGGCGUCAACUACACGGAUAGAAUGAGGUUGAUGUUGCCGGUUGAGGUGAGUCGAAGACACGAUCUUUUCCCUCUGCCCGAUGCUGGAACACCUAUUCCCAUCGGUACAGAGGAUUUCCGUUUUGGACCCAUUACCUUGAAAGUUGAUCAGGUCUUCUAUCGCACAUCAGUCUCAAUGGCCUUUGUCAAUAUUAGCCCUCUUGUUCCUGGCCAUGUCCUGGUGACGCCAAUCGAUGUAGUGGACCGGUUCACGUCACUGCCUUACGGUACGAUUGCGGAUAUGUUUGUCGUUGCUAAGCGAGUUUGCGAUCGAUUGUGCGAUCACUUCGGAGCAACGAGCAGCACAAUUUCCAUUCAGGACGGCAAAGACGCUGGACAAUCUGUUCCUCACGUCCACAUCCAUGCGUUGCCAAGAAAGCCUGGCGAUUUUGCCAGAAAUGAUGACAUCUAUGAUUUAGUGAGUUGUCUUCUUUUCAUAAGUCUACAGUGCAUAUCUUUUUUGCUAAUCUUUCCUUUUUGUACCCAGCUUCAAAAACACGACAAGGUUCCAAAUCGAAAGCUAAGAAGCUUGGAAGAGAUGGCAGCUGAGGCUAAAGUUUUCCGAUCUUUCUUCUACAAUCCUGACGGCCAACCUUUGAUAUUUGCAGAAUAA